Messenger RNA from Phragmites australis (common reed), 1089 nucleotides. RefSeq lists its product as uncharacterized. The coding region runs from base 1 to 1089 and encodes 362 amino acids. Gene Ontology annotation, molecular function: transposase activity; DNA binding. Lineage: Eukaryota; Viridiplantae; Streptophyta; Magnoliopsida; Poales; Poaceae. The transcript has 5 exons. The record is from RefSeq and is a predicted model, not a curated record. Gene Ontology annotation, biological process: DNA transposition.
AUGCAGAGCCAAACCUACACAGGUGGCACAUCUGACCAACAUCUUAAGGAAGCAUCAGCAGAUUUUGACUCAGACCAUGAUUGUUUAGAUGUGGACACUGAUAGUAGCUAUGACUCGUUUCUUGUUGUGUCCUCUGAGUUAAAUUCUAAGUCAAAUCCUGACUUUGAUCCUGACAAAGAGGUCCUUGAUGAUGAGGGCCAAGACUGUGAGAUUGUCUAUGCUCAUGACCCUGAUAGCCCUUGUAUCGAUGAAGGUGUUCUAUUUGCUGAUGUUGAUGCAUGCAAGAAGAAGGACAAAAAAAGGCUCAUGGCUCUUCACAAGAAAGCAGAUAAGGGUUGUAAGUGGAAAUUUCAUGCUUCCACAAGCAAGAAGUACUCUGGAUGCAAGGUUAAGGUGAAUAAUCUAUCACAUACCUGCAGCUCAGUGAAUAAAUGUGGACAUGUUAUGACCACAAAUAGUUGGGUGGCAGAGAGAGUAGUUAAGUGGCUGAAGGAGACGCCCACACUAGGAGCAAAAGAUGUACAGAAUAAGUUUCUAAAGAAGUACAAGUUUGAAAUUGGCUAUUGGAAGGGGUGUAGAUCAUAUAUUGUCAUGGACUCCACACAUUUCACAGGUUAUGGAGUUAUAGAGAGUGAAUCUAAAGAGAGUUGGACCUGGUUUAUUCAAAACCUGAAGAAGGCAAUUGGAGAACCAAGGGGAUUGGUCAUUAGUACAGAUGCGGGCAAGGGAAUAGAGUCUGCAAUUGAAUCUGUGUACCCAAAUGUGGAGCACAGAGAAUGUAUGAGACAUAUGUGGAAGAACUUCAAGAAGAAGUACCAUGGCUCUUUGUAUUCUCAGAAUUUGUGGCCAGCUGCCAAGGCUUAUACAGUGGACAAGUUCAACUAUCAUAUGGGAAAGAUCCAAGCUCAUAGCCUUGAUGACAUUGUACAUUUGAAUAAGGAUCACCCUUACAAGUGGAGCAGGAGCAAAUUUUCUAAGAUUUCCAAGGUUGACUACAUCAACAACAACCUGUCUAAAUCAUUCAAAAAUUGGAUUAUGAAGUGCAAGGACCAACAAAUUGUGAACAUGCUAGAACAGAUUAGGCAGUAG